Molecule: messenger RNA, 1320 nt
Organism: Aspergillus wentii DTO 134E9
Lineage: Eukaryota; Fungi; Ascomycota; Eurotiomycetes; Eurotiales; Aspergillaceae
Exons: 2
Coding region: 207-1241 (344 amino acids)
Source: RefSeq, a predicted model, not a curated record
AUGCUCAUUUCGUAUUCGACAGCAGCAGUAGUUCUUCUGGCACAGCUGAUGCAGUAAGUUGGUGAAGCCUUCGUACUGCUGCAUGAGGUUGUCGCCGCAGCAACGUCCUUAUCUUAUCCUCCAUCUUCCCCAACCCAUCACCGCAUCAUCAAUAACUUCACCAAAACCAUGAAAUGUGGCCGUUUUCACCAUGUUUAAUAUAAAGAAUGGACCAAGAUCAAAAAGCAGCAAUCCAGCGAUGGGUCGACCACGUCACCGUCAGCCAAGACGAAUCCCUGUCCGCCCAUGAUCACCAUAUCCCAACGCCGUCCUCGACCUCCCUUCCCCUCCAUCAAGGGCAAAAGCGGAAGACAACAUCCAUAUCCCAAAUGGCUCAUCCCGAUCCCCUCAAGCGAAUCCGUCUCAGUGAUGCUGACAGAAGACGGUCUACACUGGGCGCUCUGAGCGACAACAUCACACUUUCCCCGUCUCAGACCGGUUCAAAUUCGAACACGAGCCGAUCCCGGCCGCGGUCCUCCAGCCCAACCCGCGUCAAGGACGACUUGUCUUUUGCGUCCCCACGAGUGAGCUUUGUGCACGAAUCAACGGACCCGGGCAAGGAAGUAAAGGAUUUGCUGUCAUUUCUCAUGGAUGAUUCGAGUCCAUGGGAGGCGGACACGACCGAGAUCCAGAACAUCACGGCAGCGUCAUGCAAAUGCGCAAUUCAGCUUCGCAGUGAGGGGUCUUGGGUCAUCGAAGUGGCUCGUCCGUUAUUGCAGUUGGCCAUCGGAGAACAGCCGUUGGAGUGCUGGAGCGUUCAAACCGAGUCCGUUGAUCCCAAAUACCAGCCACGGUAUAUCGCUCGUGAUACCUGCAAUCGCAAGAUAGACCUCGUCGUUGGGUUCCCCAGAGAAGAGUGGGUGGAUGUAUACAAACGAGUGGGCGGUCAUAUUCGCGAGCGAUGUCAGAGCCACAUUUCUGAUCCUCACACGGGCAGGCAGCUACUGGGUCUGGGAUUAGAGGUCAAGGCAUCGAAUGGGGACCUGGCUGAAGCCCAGGUUCAACUAGGUGUUUGGAUGGCCGGUUUGGUGUCCUGGGCUUUCGACCAUCGCCGUGAAGCUGUCCUCCCGCCCCCGAUUGUCGGGUGUAUCGCGAUGGGCGAUCGGUGGGAGUUUUACAUUAUCUACGGCGUGGAAGAUGAAACCACCAGAGAGCUGGCAGAAGUGGUAGGGCUCAAUCUUUCUUGUGCCGUGAAGUGCUAACUGUUGUUGUCCAGUGUGUCUGGGGUCCUCUCUCGGACCUUGAUGGUCGGACUGGGAACGAGCGACACACAGCCCGCUU